AUGUUUAAAAGUUUAGCUAAAGGAAUCAAAUCUUUAGAUAGAUUUGGAGUUAUAUUUCGGCCAAGCGUAAUAGAUAUGAAUCCAGAGUACAAAUCAAUUAUUGGUGGGAUUGCGACUUUAUUCUUGUAUGGUUCUUGUUUGGCUUACUUCUGUUAUCAAAUUUUAUAGUGGUAAGGAAAUAAUUUGUUGCCCAAAAUAACUAGCAUAUAGACUUCAUAAAGUUCAAAGUAUUUUAAGAUUGAAGAUUCCAUUUCUUCCAUUUUUGCCAGAAAAAAUUAUAGAAAAGAUGAAUUAGAUCCUUUUGAUCCUCAAAAUAUAAUACUACAGCCAAUCCUUUCAAAAUUUUCAAAUCAAUAAUUGGUUGAGUCUAAGUCAUUUUAAUUCAAUACAAAAUCGAGUAGAUAUAACAAUACUGAAAUAAUACUUUAAGAUUUAGAUUUGAAUUUGAAUUUAGAAAAUUCAAUUAACAAUCCUCAAAUAGAUUAUAUAUUAUCUUUUGGUACUUGCAUAAAAGAAUAUUUAUAAGAAGGAUAAUAAUGUGCAAACUAAACUUUAGUAGAUAUAUAUAUGAAAUAAUAAAGUCAUGCAAUUUUAAUGAAUAAUUAUGUUAAAGAAUAUAAUCCAAAAAAAAUGAAACUUGAAACUGUUAAAAAGUAAUUUUUAACAAUGUUUAAUAAUGAUACAACAAUAUAUUUGUAGAAUCAAAUCAGAAUUUCUAAGACUAAUAUUGAUGAUGGAUUCUUAUUUCCCUCUUAAAGUUAUUCUGAAUUCCCAGUUGACAUAGUCAUCAUUUCAUAAUCUAUUGAUACUUAGAGUUUUUCUUCGAUAUUUCACAGGCCCACAUUUUUGGUAUUAGCAUAUAGCUUAAGUGAAAUAUCAUAAGAGUAGUUUAUUGAAUAUCCUAAAUUUUCAGAAGUUCUUGCAGAUAUAGGCUCUAUUGUUUCAAUUAUAUUAGUCUUUUCACAUAUAAUAUUAUUGGUAAAUGAGUAAAAAUUAGAAAAAGAAAGUGUUUAAAAGAUUAUAUCAAUGUAUUAUCCAGAGAUAGUUAAUAUAAAGUUUAAAUCUAAUUGGUAUGGUAAAAUUAUAGAUGUUAUAUAAAAUGAAAUAUCUAUUGAUAAGAUUGCAUUUUUGAAAUAUUAUGAUGAAAUUUAAAGAGUAGCCAGAAAAAAACUAAAUAUGGCAAACAUUAUUUAUACUUAAGCCAAAUUAUAAUUCUUAAUUCAAUCAACUUACACUUAAAGUUAAAUUAGAUAGGCUCAUCAAGUAGGAAUUAAAUUAUAAUAAUUUCCUAAAGCUUAAGAUUAAUCAAAUAUUGAAUAUAUUUAAAGGAAUGAACCAAUAGAACAUAUUUAAAUUCAUGAUGUAUCACAGGUAGAUUCUAUUGAACUAAAUGAGAAUUCAUCAAUCCGUAAAAAAGUUGCAUUAAAUGACAAUCAAAAAUAUAUCUUUAUAAAGCCAUAGAAUUAAUACCAUAUUUUGAAUGAUGAAGACUUUCAUCUAUUUACAAUUGGUGAAUCAAUUUUCAAAGAUAAUGAAACAAAUAAGUGGGAUCCCUAUUUUGAAAAAAAUUAUAUAAAUAUUUGA
This is a messenger RNA of Paramecium sonneborni, 1584 nucleotides long. The record is from the annotation of a GenBank genome assembly. NCBI's taxonomy places the organism in Eukaryota, Ciliophora, Oligohymenophorea, Peniculida, Parameciidae.